AUGCCUGUAGACCUGAGUUCAGUCCCUGGAUUCCACAUGGACAGGGAAGAUGGGGAGCCACAGCCCAAGGAGCUCAGAGAAGAGGAAGAGGAGCACAGGGAACUCAGGCUUCAGAACUAUGUCCCAGAGGGUGAAGACCUGAAGAGGUGUCGGGUCCCCCAGGCCAAACCAGUUGCAGUGGAGGAGAAGGUGAAGGAGCAGCUGGAGGCUGCCAAGCCAGAGCCUGUCAUUGAGGAAGUGGACCUGGCCAACCUGGCACCUCGGAAACCUGACUGGGAUCUGAAGAGAGAUGUGGCUAAGAAGCUGGAGAAGCUGGAGAAGCAGACCCAGAGUGCCAUUGCAGAGAUGAUCCGUGAACGGCUGAAAGGCCAGGAGGACAGCCUGGCCUCUGCAGUGGCUGCCAACAUUGAACCAGAGGCCUGUGACUCCGACUGACAUGUUUUCCUAUUUCAUCUCUUCAGCACAGACAUCUCCUCUGAUGUAAACUGUGCUUUUUAACUUCUAUAAAUAAAGCUUUCUUUAAUAGAG
Arvicanthis niloticus (Nile rat) is the source of this 528-nucleotide messenger RNA. RefSeq names its product coiled-coil domain-containing protein 12-like. Gene Ontology annotation, cellular component: post-mRNA release spliceosomal complex; U2-type spliceosomal complex. NCBI's taxonomy places the organism in Eukaryota, Metazoa, Chordata, Mammalia, Rodentia, Muridae. The record is from RefSeq and is a predicted model, not a curated record.